AUGGACAAGAAGCACUUAUUGUUUCGGAUAUUCACCACUUCUGUCACUCUCUCAAUAAUUAUUUACCUCAAGAGACCAUUAGCACAGGAUUUUCACAAGACCUUUGUACGACAUAGGUCUAACUCUACAAUUCUACUUUGGCAUUGGCCUUAUGGAAAGCCAUACCACCUGAAUGGAGAUCUCUGUCUGAAACACUAUGGCAUCCACGGAUGUCUCUUGACAGACAACCGUGCCUUCUUUCCUCAGGCAGACUUGGUGGUCUUCCAUCACCACGAGCUGCAGUCCGGUCAGCAGAUGUUGCCGUUACACCUCGCCCGACCACGUUGUCAGAAGUGGGUCUGGCUCUCCUUGGAGAACCCAGACAACAGUGGAAUCCAAGGAAGGCCAGGCAGACACCACUUCAACUUUGUCAUGACUUACCGUCAAGAUGCAGACAUUACCAUUCCCUAUGGAAAAUUGGUACCCAGAAAAACAAAGAAUUCCAGCACAACUGACAAUUUCGUACCAAAAAACAAAACGUCCCUGGCUUGUUGGGUUGUAAGCAAUUAUCAAAAGCAACACAAGAGGACAGUUGUGUAUGAGAAGCUUAAAAAUAUAAUUCACGUGGAUGUGCAUGGAGCUGCAGCCAAUAAACUUUUAGAUAGAGACCGUCUGUUACCCGCGAUAUCUCGCUGUUACUUUUAUCUGUCCUUUGAAAACUCCAUAUCCACAGACUACAUCACAGAGAAGUUUUGGUACAAUGGUCUCAUGGGAGGGUCCGUGCCGGUAGUUUUAGGUCCACCCCGAGACCAGUACGAGAAUGUGGCGCCGGGAGAUUCCUUCAUCCACGUGGACGACUUCAGAUCUGUAGAGGAGCUCGGGGAGUUCCUGAAGAAGCUUGCUGACAAUAAGGAAGAAUAUUCAAAAUACUUUGCCUGGAAAAAGCAAUACAGUGUCAAACUGUACAGGGACUGGCGGGAGAGACUCUGUGCAAUUUGCCCCAAGCUCAACUCUUUACACAGUAAAUGA
Engraulis encrasicolus (European anchovy) is the source of this 1008-nucleotide messenger RNA. RefSeq names its product fucosyltransferase 7 (alpha (1,3) fucosyltransferase). Gene Ontology annotation, cellular component: membrane. The record is from RefSeq and is a predicted model, not a curated record. The coding region runs from base 1 to 1008 and encodes 335 amino acids. Gene Ontology annotation, molecular function: alpha-(1->3)-fucosyltransferase activity. The transcript has a single exon. NCBI's taxonomy places the organism in Eukaryota, Metazoa, Chordata, Actinopteri, Clupeiformes, Engraulidae.